UUUUAUGGAAAGUGUAGUAUACUUAUAAUGAAUUAUUCUUGGGUUACCAGACAUUUCAGGUGGUUUAUUGGAGAAAAUACCAACGUUUCGAGAACACUCUUCGACCUUCUCGAAAAAGUUAGUGUUUUCUCUAUUAAACAACCAAACACGGCUGGUAACCCGAGAGGAUAACAUUAUACGUUGUCGCCGUGAAAGCUUCAGAUCAUAUAUAGGACACAAUAUUUCAGUGUAGGAGUAGAAUAUCACAACUGGGAACCACAGCCAGAGCAGUGUUUCUGAACCCGUGUGCCGCAAAUUUUUACAAGACAUUGUAUUUUGGCACGUUAUAGUUAUAAUUAUAGGCAAUAUAUUAUUUUUGCAAUUAGUUUUCAUAAAACACACACAUCGAUUUUGUUCAACAUGAGUUAUGUUCUAUUUUCAUAUUCCUGAAUUUGAGCAAGGAUUUAUAUGUGGACACAUUCAAGGCCAUGUAUUUUCGUAUCCCCAUUUUAUGGUGUGUCGCGGGUGAAGAAGGUUGCGAAACUUGGAUUAAAGUAGAUGUCGGAAUGUUUUGAGCUCAUAAAAGUCGUUUCCUGAUGGGCGUCCCCCUUGUACUCCGUUCGCAUGUACGAGAAGUAAGACAAACAUGAAUACGGGUUUGCUCUUGUCAGAAAAAGUAUUGUGAUUUGGUUUGAGCUUGAGAAAUUGAUAGUAUCCCACUUUUAGUUUCAGAAAUUUGCAAGUAUUUAAACAUACGUCCAUAUUUUGGAAUAAUACAAAUGUUUUGGAGGACAUGUUGCCUCCAUAUUUAAGGCAGAGUAAACGAAAAAUAUUAGAGGGAAAAAUUAAUAUUUUUUAGAGCAAACAUUUAAAUUAAGGAAUGCCAGUGAGAAGCUUGAUUUUGGCUUCUUUGGUAACGAUUACUCACUCAGUGUUUGGGUUUUGUAGAUUUUUGUCUUUGCCUUUGAGCCAUGUUGGAAGUGGCCCUAAUUUAGUCGGGGGCGUUAGGGAAGUGAGUUUUAUUUUAAAUUUGCUUUUGUUCCUAGUAUCAGGGACGUAGAAUUAUGAACGAAUGUGUGCGUACAUUACGAAUUAUAUUUACGUAAUAUGAGAUAUUGUCUUUUCCAACUAAAAUGUGCUAAUAUACAAUAUCUUACAAAAAUUCGCGUCAAAUCCGAAACCUUGUGACGGUACACCGGUUGCGGUCUGUUGGUGUCUGAUUCACUACUACAUCCGGCUACUGUGUUUCAGCUGGGAUGAUAACCAUUGUGUUGGUCUUGGUGGAGUCGUUAUACUGCGAUUUAUUAUGGAGACUGUUUUAAGUUUGUGUAAGUUCUCGGUGAUAUGUAUAUUUCCGUUGGGUUCAUGAGGGUUUUUUUUUCCUGUCGUCUGCCGGCGGAUUUUUUAAAGUUAGUUUUUGAUCGGUAGUUAGUAGCAGUUGAGUAAAUUAAAAAUUCUGCAGUAACGGAUCAUGGGUGCUGAAACUACGGACUUGAGACGAAAUUACCGGCCCGCGAUGGAAUGUUGCCAAUUCAAGAACAUAUCUCACGAGGGUAUUAUUUGAGUAGGAUAUUAGUGUGAUUCAAUCCAGCCUGUGACACUGAACAGGUUUUUGGGGCGUGUUCAGAUGGACUCUUCAGUUAAUAUCAAGAGACUUCUCUGUUUAUUGGGGGAUGAAGUAUGGCUGAGGUAAACACAAAGGAAAUGGUAAGUGUCACCAAGGAGGAGAUGAUGGAUCUGAAUAUGGAAGACAUGGCAGACUUUGACAUUCCGAUGAUGUCACAGGUGACUGUUGAUGAUCUAAUGGCAGAUGUAGCAGAAGUACAGACAAUACUGCAGUGCAAUAACAUUGGACAAACAGUUGAUGUCAAUGAGAUUUAUGAGAAGCUUGAGGAGUUGAUGUACAUUAAGAGAGAGGUACGAAUUGAGUACGUUGCAACGCAGCUUAUUUAUAAGUCUGGUAUUAUUGAUGAACCAAAUGUUGCUCCACAGGAAGGUGUGUUUAGGUUUACCUUACGGAGCAAUGAAGAUAAUCUUGUGGAGAAUACCGGCUGGUCACAGGAGAGAGUACCAGUUUCGGAAAUAUCUGGAUGUGAUACGCCAUGCCAGAAUGAUGUACCAUUCAGUAAUGUAAUUGCUACUGCAUAUGAUGAAAGUGUUUCUGUGCAUCCUCAUGAGCUCAGUCAGAAUUUUGUAAGUCUUCCUGAACCAGUGACCAUCUCUCAGGCUCUUACAGAUGAUCAAAACCAGCUGAAUUCUGAAACCAUAGAUUUAGAUAUUCAUCAUGGUUGUUGCAGAGAAUCUAGCACAGAUGCUGAUACUCUAAUCAAAGAAGCAAAGCUGAUAUACAACAUUUUUCCUCACCAUGAUUUUGAGCAGAUUUAUGCAUGUCUCAGAGCCAACAAAGAUAGUGAUACAAGGGUUGAUGAUGUGACAGAAAUGUUCUUACAAACGGAAACUAAACGUGGAUUAGCUCAAUUGCCAUGUACAGAAGUAGCGGUUAUCGGUGGAAUAAACACCAGACUUGUAGAUACAGUACAGACCAAUCCUUUGUCCAUUUGUGCGCCAUCUGUAUUUGUUUUCACUGCUACUUCAAAUAAUGAUCGUAUGUGUCACGCUAAGGCCACUGCUGUUCAUGAGAAACUAAAAUCCAACAAAUAUUCUGUCACUGCCAGUGCCAUGUUUCCACAGAGAACAUCAAAAGAUGCUGACCUUACACAUGGGAACUUUUCUAAUUCUGAAGUUACAGAUAAAGGAGGAUGUCUAGAAAGUGUUGAAAGCAGUAAUAUUUUCCAUUUUGGCAAUUAUAUUGAAAAGUCACAUAAAAUUAUCUCAGAAAAGCUUGAAAUGGAAGCACAACAUAAUGAAGAUGAUCUGUUUGAAAAAACUGUUGAAGUCACAGGAUCAUCUGUUCAACAGAAAAGAAGUGAGGAAGGUUUGGAACAGAAGCAGAGUGAAGAAUGUGUUGGUGACAUGCUAUUAUUUGUUGAACAGAAAAUAAAUGCAGAAGUUGCGCCAGUGUGUAUCAGACAGAAACUAAGUGACAAAAGUCUUGAAGUCACACCAUUCUUUGUUGAACAGACAAAACUUGAGGAAAGUAUUAAAAUAACACCAUUAUCUGUUGAACAGAAAGUAAGUGAGCAGGGGUCACUAUCUAGGGAUGUUAUAACAGAAUUGGCAGUUUCAAAAUGUGGCGAUGAUGUACUUGAUUUAAUAGCAUCUGACACGGACGAAGAUGAUACACUUUCAUAUGCCUCAUGCAAGGAUCUUGACGUGAAUGUGAUAGUUUUAAAACAGGAGACUGACAAAUAUAACAGCGAACAUACUCUCAUGCAUCAAGAUGGUCCAAAUCUUAUUACAAAUCGUGAAGUUGAUGAAAAUGUAGACUUUGUUGUUGUACAGAAGUCAGAUGUGAAAUUGAUUGAUUCAGGUGAAGACAUUGAUAGUAUUAUUACAGACUUUAAGAUGAUAUUUCCAGAAUCUGACACUGAUGAAUCAAAAAUGUUAGAAAAUAGAUCUCGGUUGGAUGAACUUAGCAGUGUGACUGAUGUAGAAGUUGAACAUAAUGUAACUGCAGUAGCUGAAACAGAGGAUCAGUGUAGUACAUCAUUUGAUUCCACAUGCUCUGAUGAUUUCAUUAACUUUCUGGACAGCUUGGAUGAAGAGCAUGAAGAUGACAGCAUUGUAGCAAAGUUACAUGAGCUCUUUCCAGAUGCAAGAAUGGAUUAUUUGAUCAAAAUCAGUCUUCAGUUUGACUCACUGACAGAUAUGGCAAGUAAGGUUUUAGAAUCUCUAGAAGCUGAAGAAAAUGAUGUGGGUGAUAUGCUGUCGAAGGCUGAGACGCCUGUAAGUGCAUCAUUACCAGCCCCAUCAAGUCAAGGGUGUCGUAAAAAGGAAAUAACGUACAAAGAAUUUGAGUCUUCUCUCCCACAUGUUGACCACGAGAUCCUGAUGGAGAUAUGGAAUGAGAUAGGAACAGACUACAAUGCUGUAAAGGAAUUUAUUGCUCAACAUACCCAAGAGACCUCAAAUGAUAAUCAGUACCAUAUGCUGUUAUCAUUGUUCCCUCAGGCAGACCCUGCAUUCUUGCGUGAAAAAUGCAGUGUGAUAGGUAGUGAUGAAGAUGCUUUGAAAGAUUUUAUUGAAGAACAGUUACAAAAUAAAACUGCUACACAAUAUCACAUGCUACAAGAUAUAUUUCCUGAAGCUGAUUCAACUUACCUUCAUGAGAAAUGCACUGAGAUUGGUGAUGAUGAGACUGCCAUGAGGGAAUUUGUUGUAGAACACCUGAAGAAGAAUGAAGGUGAUGACAGUUACCACACUCUUCUGGCUGUGUUCCCAGAGGCAGAUCCUGUUUUUUUACGUGAGGCUGCCGAAAGGAUAGGAGAUGAUGACGAUGCCAUGAAAGUGUUUGUUGCAGAGCUGUUGGAGGAGGUAGAUGGUGUUAAGUUUCAGACACUGCUGGCCGUGCUUCCAGAUGCAGAUCCAGACUAUCUUCAUGCUACUUUUGAAAAGAUUGGGAAUGAUGAGGAAUCUGUUAAGGUAUUUCUUUUGGAAGCACUUGAGAACAAGGAAUAUCCAACACGAGAGGCAUUUCUUAAACGCCAAGAAAUGGCUUCUUUACAAAGGAAAUAUAAAGAGGAAUUCAGUAUUGAAGAUUUUAUUGAAAUGUUUCCAGAUCCAAGGAAGCAUUUUUAUGAGGAAAAUAACAGCAACAGCAGUGAGUUGAUAAGGAAUCAUGGAAUUGCUUAUUUGGAGACACGAUACAGAAGAAUUGCACUGGAAGACAUUCGAACUUCAUUCAAAAAUAAAAAUUACAACUUAACAUUGACAUGUAGAGAACUAGAUAAAUGGAAUGGGCCCAUUUGUUUGUUGAGAGAGACUUUCAAUUAUACAGUACCAAACACAGAUGAUAUUCCCGUGUCAUAUCUCCAAGAGGUUGCCUUUAUUGAAAAUGAAGAGAGGAUCAAGGAUUUUAUUAUUAUGAAAGAACAAAGGAAGAAAGAAGCUUUUAAAUUGGCAAAACGAAAAGGGGAGCUGCUUGAGUGUAUGUGUUGCUUUGAUCCCGAUGUAAUGGCUGAGGAUAUGGCUACAUGCACGGAUGGACAUCUAUUUUGUAAGGAAUGCAUUAGAAGGUCAGCAGAAGUUGCCAUUGGCAGUGCACAGAGUGGCUGCUCAUGUCUUACAAACUGCAAUGCAGAGUUCAGCCUGAAGGUCUUACGGACUGUGUUGACGCCGACUGUAUUUUCACGAGUGGUGCAUAUAAAACAGCUGGAAGAGGUGCAGGCUGCUGGAAUUGAAGACCUGGAGAGCUGUCCAUUCUGUGACUUUGCAACCAUUCCACCCUCUGACAGCAAAGUGUUCCUGUGCUAUAACCCAAAAUGUAUGCGGGACUCCUGCAGGGAGUGCAAGAGGCCCAGUCACAUUCCUCUGCACUGUGAUGAAGUCGAGUCAAAGGAAGUGAAGAUGCGGACUUUUAUUGAGAACAGGAUGACAGAUGCUUUGGUGAGGACAUGCUGGAAAUGUAAGAAGAAGUUCAUCAAGGAAGUUGGCUGCAACAAAAUGACUUGCACUUGUGGUGCUUUUAUGUGCUACAUCUGUCGCUUGCCUGUAACUGACUAUUCACACUUUAAUGGAGAUGGCGGUACUGAAUUCCACAAAUGUCCACUUUACAGUGACCUCCAAGUGAUCCAUGAUGUUGCUGUUCAAGAGGAGGGAAUUAAGGCCAAAAAAGAAGUUCAGGCACAGAAUCCAGACAUCGAACUUAAACAUGAUCCAACAGAACCUUCAGGAACACCACAAUAGAAGUUUUAGGUUGUCACAUGGUAUUUUCUGUUCCUAAUGAGGCCGCUUUGAGCAGAAAUUUCUGUAUUUCUUUAAAUGUGUUUUUGUUAUGGAACAAGUUUGUUGGUUUCUUAUGUCUUUGAACUUUUUAAAUCUGCUGGGAGCAUUUUAACAUGUCUUGUUUGAAUGGUGUGAUGAGUGUCUAUACUCUACUAGCACAUUUCAUAAUGUGUGUAAUACAAAACACACCAGAAAUGUUGGUAAUUAAUUUUGAAGCCAUGGCAAACUAAAUUAAGAAAGUAGCAUUUGAAUGAUUUUAAGAUCUGUGAAUAUACAAAUGUGAAUCUGAGACUCUCUCACCAUAGAUUGAACUCUUGGCUUAUAAUCCAUAUUUAUUAACAGGACAUGUCUUUGGUGUGACAUGAAUGAAGAAAGAAAAUAUUAAUGUAAAUGCAGGAACAAGAAUUACAUGCAAGCAGAAUAACCAGAGACAGGAUGUAUAUUAUCAUUUAUUAUUCCUUUACGUAAUCAGUAUCUGAACAUUAUUCUGUUUAAGGGAUAAAUCUGUAGGACAUACAGUGAAAUGUCAGUUUAAUGAAGUAGUGUGGAUGACAAAAUUAUGAAUCUGAAUCCAUAGCUAAAAAUGUUUGCAUUGUCACUUGUCAUUUUGAUUCUAUUCAACAGAAAUUGUGAAUGACCUGGCAAAUGCUGUUAUGUAUAGUCAGUUUCUAUUUUUUAAAAUCAUUUCCUGUCACUGUGAAGUUCAUUUGCUGUGAUAUUCUUUUCAAUGCAGAUGAUCUUUACCCAUUUCUAUAAUUAACAACUAAACACACAAAUAAACUGUAUGAUAACGUAAAGAGUUGAGAAUGCGGAUGUUUACACAGUCGAUUCAGUUGUGUGGCUGUGAUUAAAUUGUGCAAAAGGAGCGUCUUUCUACUUCACUUGAAUAGAAACACUUUCUGAUUGCUGUUCAAUUCAGAUUGACAAGUGUAAACACACCUUUUCUAGGUCAGUCAAAUCACAAUGCUUGCCAAUUGAUCACAUCAAAACAUGGUUUCAAUUUCCAAUUUUGGUCGUGUGGCUGAAGACAUGCAAUCAACCAAUAACCAAUGUAAAUAAUCUUUAAAUGACAGGGUGGAAUGCAUUGUGUGGAUGGUGCUCUCUGGUUGCAGUUAAGAUGGGGGAUGGGUUUUUAUCGUAGGGUUUUAUUAAUGGGGUUUAUCCGACAAAACACUGAGGCUGUGACCAUUAUGUACAUUCUUGUAGUUCUCUGAAAUGAGCAUCCCUUUAUGAUCCUUUGUAAUUCCUUUUUCUUUCCCCCUUUGUCUCUGUCUCACAUAUGUUGCAGCAGAUUUUGUAAAGUGUUUGUUGUCGUGUUUAAAGAUUUUAUUUUUACAAAUUUCGUUACAAUGGUAUCCGUUAAAGUGAAACAUUUUUACAUAAAGAUAUAUGAUAAAUUUGUGGGGUCCAGAAAAGAAUUUCAUUUUACUGAAUGUGCUGUUACUUUGACAUUCAUUAAAAUGAUAUUUCACUGUAUAUAAAUACUUUUAAAUUCUUAAUAAACCAAGCAGACUUGUCCCAUAAUUGAUGUCUGCUUGUAUUAUUAUCAUCUUUGCUGCUUAAUAAGAUGGGUUUAAAUCAAACAAUUGAUAUUUUGGUAUUUCAGCUGUUCAUACAAGGCUCCAAAGAUACCAUAUAUGAUAAGUUAGUCUGUUUUAUUGUAAUGUGUAACAUACAUUUUAUAUUUAUUUUUUUAUAAUAUCAUUGCUUUAAAUGUUGUCUCAAGAUCUUGCUGUUGAUUCACAUAAUGUUCUAUAUUAAUACCAAUUUUUUAAAAUAGGAUUCUCAAGAAGUUGCUCUUUUCAGAAGGUACAUCAUUGCUGAUUCCAUGAUGAUUAGCUGCAGAACAUUCACUCUUGGGUAGGUCAGUAGUCUACCAGUUGCUACAGAAUUACUGGUAGUAAUGCAGGUGACUUGUAUAAUAGAACAUAAUUGUGUUGUUAAGAUUAUAUUUUUGCUCUAACAUCGCCCUUUAUCUGUUGUUUCUUCAAACAUUUUUUGGCAUCUAUUUUCUGUUUUUAAGUCAUAUAAUUAUAAUUCUAGCCUUCAAUUCUUUAAAUUAAAUGACUGGACAGAACCUAAUGAAGAUAUAAUUCCCAUAUGUUUAUGUCCAUCCAGACUCAAAGAUUUACAUGUAAUAACAUGCAGUGUGUGGUUUUGUUCAACUGGCUAGACGAUUUAUGAGACUUAAUAAACAUUGGUGUGUGUGUGUGUAUAUAUAUAUAUAUGAGUGAGUGAUUGCAUAGAUUAUUCAGUAUUUCUAUUUUCUGUAACUAGAUUCAUGGAGCAAAGUCCCUCAUGUAAAGUUUAUACCAUAUUUACUCAUGUAUAACAUCCCCCCCCCCCCCCCAAAAAAAAAAAAAUCUUUCUAAAAAUUAUGGUGCAUGUAAUACAUCCUAAUAAUAUUUGGAGAAUUACAAGUCAUGCAGCUCCUCAUUAUGCAGUUUAUGGGCACUUCAUGCUUCUUAGUUCAGUUUUAUUCUGUGUAGAAUAUGGUGUCAAAUGUUACUUAUUAACUACAUGAAUAUUUUCAGUAUUGGCAGUUUUGGGACUCCAGAAAUAGCUUUCUAACACAAGAGGCAAGUUAGCAGAGACCAAUGUCAAGUUCUGGUGUGUCAAGACUGUAAUCAGUGGAUGAUUUUGUAUUGUCAUUUCCUUUCACAUAGCUCAAAGUUGUGCUGGGUAAAUCCACCAUGUUGCGGCAUAUCCUGUGGAUGUAAACAAAAAUGUGGAAAGUGUUGCUUAUCACCAUCGUUGAAGGAAGUCAACACAGUAGCAGAAAGUAUGUAUGACGCAUACUGUGAGAUAUGGCAAAUGAAUUUUGUUAGGUGUCUAGCAAAUUAUUGUUUUUUUCUAGAACUCUCAGCAUUAUAAAUGCAUUGACUACUGUUGCUGUUUUACUUCAGUGUAUUUUAAAAAAGUGUGAUGACAUGAAAUUGUAAUUUUCACUUGGUGCUUUAUUAUCAGAAACUGAACACUCCAUAAAUAUGUGCCAUAAUUGAGAGAUGAGGCAGAGAGGUAUGUUUAGUGCAGAGGACAAGACAACUAAAGGUUUCUUUUUAAAAGAUAAGUAUCUUGGAAGAUGUUCAUGCCAUCAUAUAUGUUCUGCAAAACAGCAUUGGUCAAUACUAUAUAGUCUAAGCUACUGACAGCAUUGUUAAAUAAACUGCAAAGAAAUAAAUACAUGAAUUUGCAGCAGCCUGAAACUUCAAUCGGAAUAGUACAAUGUAAUAUGAGUAUGUUAGCAUUUUGUUUUUAUUUUAUUGUAUACUGAGAGGGGUUUUGGAAUGCUAUAUGGAAUGAUACAAUGAACUGUCAUUAAAAGCAAAUCUCACUGGCCUGAAAAUAUUGUUCAUAAAAGUGGCAUUUCAUUGUACUGAAAUGGGAAUGACACGCAUUAAGGUCUCUCAUUAACAAGUCAUGAACGUUCAGAUUCUAUAAAAGGGUUGGCUUUUUUUUUUUACCAUAUAAAGUAUCAGAUUCUUGAGGAUGACUAUGCUCAGAGUUAAAAGUCAUAUAAUUAUAUAACUUCGUAUAGCAUAUUUUUUUGUCAUUAAAAUUGGAACACAAAAAAUUCUAUAAGGUCAGUGAUUUUAGUUUUUCACAUUGAUGUGAGAUUAGGUUGUCUUCUGCGUUGUUGCAGCAUGUAUUCUUGUAUUAUACCAGUAUUUUGACAAAACAUUCUGUCUUCAUCUUUAGAGUUUAAGUUGGCAGGGAGGCAGCAUGUUCUCCAAAUAUAUUAUUAUACAUUACUGUGUACCAGAGUUAGAAUACAACUGAUUUUUAACUCUUCUUAAGAAAUAUAGUUACAUUGUUAACAACAAUUACAUUCCUGACAAAGAAAGAAACAAUUUUGUUCAGUCACGCAGUAAGUGCACUUGCUCCAAAACUUGUCAUUAUGUGUGAAACAUUAAUAAAACAAGAACCCAAGUAAUAUUUUCAAAA
Messenger RNA from Zootermopsis nevadensis, 9768 nucleotides. RefSeq lists its product as uncharacterized. NCBI's taxonomy places the organism in Eukaryota, Metazoa, Arthropoda, Insecta, Blattodea, Termopsidae. The record is from RefSeq and is a predicted model, not a curated record.